Impatiens glandulifera is the source of this 879-nucleotide messenger RNA. RefSeq lists its product as uncharacterized. Lineage: Eukaryota; Viridiplantae; Streptophyta; Magnoliopsida; Ericales; Balsaminaceae. The record is from RefSeq and is a predicted model, not a curated record.
AUGAUCAUCGUGUUUCUCUCAGAUCUCUAUCUCUUAACCAAAUCAUAUGAUCAUCAUUCAGGCCUCUCUUUGCUGCCCAAGGAACAAGAAAGGUUGGAUAUGGUAUUAAGACAAGUAACAAUGAAGGACAAUAAAACAGUGAUUUUAACAACCCUAAACGAGGCAUGGGCAUCUCCAAACUCAAUUUUUGACAUCUUUCUAGAAAGCUUCAAAAUUGGGAACAACACAAAGGAACUUUUAAACCAUUUGGUCGUGAUUGCUUUGGACCAUAAAGCAUAUUUGCGUUGUUUAAACGUACACACUCUUUGUUACGUACCCUUUUAUCCCAUUAUUAAUAGCAAAAAUCUCUCCGGCGAGGCCUACUUUAUGACCUCAAAUUACUUGGAGAUGAUGUGGAAAAGAAUCGGCUUUCUUCAUAUUGUUCUUGAGUUGGGAUAUGACUUUGUUUUCACGGAUGCAGAUAUAACAUGGUUUCGCAACCCUUUUCACCAAUUUUAUCCCAACGUGGAUUUUCAAAUAGCUUGUGACAACUAUUUGCUUAAAGAACCGAAUGGGGGAUUCAAAUACGUGAAAUCGAACGAGCGCACCAUAAAGUUUUACAAGUUUUGGUAUGGUUCUAGGGAAACUUAUCCGGGUAAGCAUGAUCAAGACGUGCUAAAUAAGAUCAAAGGAAGUUUUUAUUUAAGGUGGAUUAUCGGUUUGAGAAUGAAAUUUCUGGACACGAAAUACUUUGGAGGGUUUUGUGAACCGAGUAAGGAUUUGGAUAAAGUGUGUACAAUGCGUGAAUGUUGUUUUGGGUUAGACAAUAAAGUUCAUGAUAUGAAGAUUUUGCUUGAGGAUUGGAGAAAUUAUUUGUCAUCUCCAUUUGAAUAUAAAUAA